Molecule: messenger RNA, 843 nt
Organism: Mytilinidion resinicola
Lineage: Eukaryota; Fungi; Ascomycota; Dothideomycetes; Mytilinidiales; Mytilinidiaceae
Exons: 3
Coding region: 1-843 (280 amino acids)
Source: RefSeq, a predicted model, not a curated record
AUGGCUAUCAAUUGCGUACCCUGCGACCAGACUUUUGGCAGCGGCGAGGCUCUACAGCAGCACAAACGAGACUCGCUCGCACAUGCUUUCGACUGCGCAACUUGCGAACGCUAUUUCGGCAGCGGCACGGCUCUGCAACAGCACCUACGGAACUCUCCCGUUCACCUUCCACUCUUUGACUGCGACGACUGCGAUCGAUCCUUCGAUAGCGAGGAGGCUCUAGAACAGCACAUGCGAGACUCGCCUGCGCAUGCUCCGUCCUUCGGCUGCGACACUUGCGAUCGAUCCUUCGGCAGCGAAGAAGCCCUAAAGCAGCAUCUAAGGGACUCCCACAAUCACCGACAGGCUUCUAAAACCCCUCUGGAUGUAUUAUUCCUCUCUUUCCGGACCUUCGAGUAUGAUCCUUCUCUACCACCAGCAACGUCCUACACCUGUUUGCGAGAGCACGAGGGUUGGCGACGUGGCGACAUUGCGUCAAACGAUGCCUGGAACAGAUACCAAGAUGCGUUGGAGAGCGAAUUGCGCAUGUGGUAUGGGACAGAGGACGAUUUGACUGCGUGGCAUGCGCUUUGUCGUGCUAUUGGUGUGAAGCCGCUUCCGCAAACAUGCGAGCAAUGCGAGGAAUCUGUCCGAAGGACACAUGUCAAUAUUUUUGUUGAUUUGAUUGAAUGGGGACGAAGACGUGAAAAUUCCGAGGAAAGAGUCCAGACCUUUCGCAAUGUGGCAGAGCUGCGAGCUUAUACUAAGGAGACGGGUAAGGUAUUUCGCAAUACGUUCGGUCAAGAAGACAGCAGUGUUGUCCUGAGACACUUGCUUCGGAAGAUUUUUCGAGAGAGCUUGUGA